This is a messenger RNA of Hippocampus zosterae (dwarf seahorse), 7517 nucleotides long. RefSeq names its product thrombospondin, type I, domain containing 7Ba (gene thsd7ba). The record is from RefSeq and is a predicted model, not a curated record. NCBI's taxonomy places the organism in Eukaryota, Metazoa, Chordata, Actinopteri, Syngnathiformes, Syngnathidae. Bases 852 to 5732 code for a protein of 1626 amino acids. Gene Ontology annotation, cellular component: plasma membrane. The transcript has 29 exons. Gene Ontology annotation, biological process: actin cytoskeleton organization.
CCAGGAAAAAAAAUGCAUGAAACUAAAAGCGCUUGCAAAGGCACAGAGAAUACUCAAACGAAAUAUGCAAAAGUCCAAUAACAUGAAAGCAAAGAGCAAUAGUAGAAUAACAAAAAUUUAUUUAUGAACAAGAGCGACUAUGAAUUGUAUCGAGAGGUCUAGAAAAUCAUACUUGGCGCACAAUAGCAAAUAAGGUCAAUAAUCCGAUAUGGCAAAUCAGAAGUCAGAGUCACUAAAUCCUUGAUUGGGAAACGAGGCACAAGUGCACCUGCCGGAGGGAAACGCCCUCCAGUCCAGCUGGAGCUGGAACACAAUCAACACACAACACGACAGUCGAUGCCAUGGGUUCAAUGUGCACACAAUCUCAUGCAUCGCCUAAAUAUGGCAAAGCCUUUUUGAAAAUUGCGUUCUUCAUGUUUAGUUCACAGGACUUGCCCAAAUGAACCAGUAGAGAUGCACAUCUACAGCAUGCCUCUUUUUACAUCCACAGAUAUGAAAAACCCGCCGUCUCUUUGCUGACUGCAGUGCUCAUCUCGGCAGGAACAUCAGCAUCUGGGUACUCGACAGAUCCUACGCCAGGGGCUUAAUAGUACGAAGUGCAGCUGGAGGUGUGACAUCGUCCCAGCCCUCGACACAUUGACUCACACAGGAUUAAUCCACUGCAUGGUGCUUGAGGUGGAGGACCUGAUACAUCUCAUUUUCCCCGCCUGUCAGACUGAACAUCUUUGGAGGCCUCCUCUCCCUUGCCAGCCACAGAAGGGCUGGACUCAGCCUGAACCAACAACAUUGCGCAAAGGGAUGACUGGCAAACAUUUUGAUCAGGAGUAAGAGAGGAAACAAAGGGCUGGACUAUGCCUUUAAAGGAUGACUUUGGGGUCAUUGCCUGGGCAGGGGGAACUGGGAACUACUUCUCCUUCUUCGUCCUCUGGUCGAUCUUGCUCAUCCAUGUCCGAACAGAUAUUGUGUUUCAUAUGGAUCAUCAGUUCACAUGGAAAACAGGCCAGUGGGGUCAUUGUAUGGGUGAAGACUGUGGCUCCGGUGGAGUUCAGAGCAGGACAGUAUGGUGUGUCCACACAGAGGGCUGGACCACCCAUCACUCUCACUGCAACCACAUGGACAAACCCGAGAGUCGGCGGCAUUGUUUUAAGGUGUGCGACUGGCACCAGGACCUCUUCGAGUGGGAACUCUCUCCCUGGGAGGGCUGUGUUCUUGUACCUUUUUUUUCCAACGAGCUCAAGCUGCGGACCACAGAGUGCAUUACAGCACAGCAUGGAAUCCAGAGACGCAAAGUGCAGUGUAUGCGCACUUCUAACCGCACGACAGUCACUUCGAGGAUUUGUGACUUCUUUUCUCAGAGACCCCCAGUGGAGCAGGCAUGUCUGAUCCCUUGCCCACAGGACUGCGUUGUGUCGGACUUCACCUCAUGGUCGGGUUGCAGUAGAACAUGCGGCGCUGGCCUGCAGCAUCGAACUCGACAUGUUCUGACCAUGCCGAUGUAUGGUGGCGCAAGCUGCCCCAACCUGACCGAAACCAGGACUUGUUCUGGCUCUGUUGGCUGCCCUUCUGGGGAGGACGAGUACCAGUACAGCCUUAAAGUAGGAGCCUGGAGCGAAUGUAGGCUACCCCAUCAUAAAGACACCCUAAUAAAUGGCCGGACCACCGUGGAUUUCAGCAGUAACAAGGAGAAUAAUACAGUCAUGUUACACAGACAUGCAUCCCAAUACCGUCAAGACCAUUAUACCCAUCGUCAUCAUGAGAAGUACCCCAUGUCGUGGGAACUGGAGGUAGGAUACCAGACACGGCAAGUCCGCUGCACACGCAGUGAUGGAAAGAACACAAUGCUGAGCCUCUGUGCCAAAUACAACUCCCCUGUGACCUACCAGGCCUGCGUGAUGCCCAGAGACUGCCACACUUCAGAUUGGUUAUCGUGGAGUCCCUGUUCGAAGACCUGCCGGUCCACCGACCUGUCUCCUGGUUACCGUCUGCGGUCACGAGUCCUGACACAGAUUCCACUGAGUGGGGGGAAACAAUGUCCCAUCCUUGAGGAAAAGGAAGCGUGCAACAUUAUCGGGGACUUGCUUCCAAACUGUCCGAGGUAUGAAUGGAGAGCCACUGACUGGGAUGAGUGCUUGGUUUCCCCUUUACUGAGCAGACUGGACCGGCGUCAGGCUAACAUCACUCGUCUCUGCGGAGGGGGUGUGCAGACCAGAAAGACCUACUGUGUACAAGUUCCUGAUGACUCGGCUCCACAUCACAGAAAGGAAGUGUCCAGGCCUGUGACUGCCAGACUGUGUGGGGGUCAAGAAGCUCCCCUGGCCAUCAAGAAUUGCUCCAUUCCCUGCCAGCACCGUUGUCUGCUCUCCCGCUGGUCACCCUGGGGAUCCUGCGUACACGAUAACUGCAAAGCUCCAGAGGGGAAGAAAGGAUUCAUACAAAGGAGGAGAGAAGUGUUGUGGGCAUCCAGCAGUCCACUUGAUGUCUGCCCUCAUUUGGUGGAGUCCAUCCCCUGUGAGGAGCCUGCCUGCUAUCUGUGGCAAGUUCAGCAAGGCAGAUGUACACCCAAUAAAAGCAGUUGUGGUCCUGGAACUGUGGUCCAAAGUGCGAAGUGCAUCAGUGCUGAAGGUGAGGAUGUGCCCAUGACUUACUGUACAGAGGACCCUCCACCGACCCAGGUGCCCUGCGAGGUAGCCUGUCCUGCCGACUGCGUUGUAAGCGUUUGGUCGUCCUGGUCCCCGUGCUCGCAUAGUUGUGCCUCCAAAACAGCAGAGGGUCGACAAAGUCGCACACGCACUGUGUUGGCCCUUCCAGGAAAAGGUGGGAAAGAGUGUCCAGGGGCUCCAGCUUUGGAAGAGUGGAGAGUUUGCAAUGACCAUCCUUGCCUGGUAUUCUAUUGGGAAGUUUCAACAUGGGGACCCUGCAUUCACGAUACUGUGGAUCUCAACCGAACCUAUUUCCGGAAUAGCACCGCUACCUGUGCUUUGGGAGCCCAAAUUCGUAAAGUCUCCUGCAUGAAGAUGAAUGGGGGAUCUGUUGUCAGCAAAAGAUGCCCAGAUUCUGCUCGUCCAGAAACGAUCCGGCCUUGUGUUCUUCCCUGCGUGAAAGACUGCAUUGUGACACCCUUCAGCGAAUGGACGGCCUGCCCAUCAACCUGCAUGCCAGAAAAUGCCACAUCUGCCACACAGUCUCGGCACCGGAUUAUCAUUCAGAGGUCCGCGAAUGGAGGUCAAGAGUGCCCUGACACUCUUUAUGAAGCGAGGGAGUGUGAAUCACUCGCAGCAUGUCCAAUUUACAGAUGGAGGAUACACAAGUGGCGCGCCUGUACCUUGGUUCCUAAUUCCGUCCAACGCAGCUUAUCUCAAACAGCAGAUUCCUGCGGAAAUGGGUUAGAAACAAGAGGACUCAGUUGUGUUGGGGAGAACGACGAGGUGGCCAACCUGACAGAGUGCCUGCGCUGGGCUGGUCCUUUGCCUGCUCAGGUCCGAGCAUGUCGAGUGGCUUGCAAGGAUGACUGCACUCUUACGGCUUGGUCCAAGUUCUCGGAGUGCACAGGAUGUGGCAGUUUCCAAAGUCGCAAGCGCUCGCUCACAGGUCGCAGUAAAAAGAAGGUACAAUGCCUGGAUGAAGCAUUAUACCCUCUGGAAGAGACGGAAGCGUGUGCCUGUGAGGAGUACUUGUCCCAACCUUUCGGGAACUGGUCUGAUUGCAUCCUCCGCGAACCUUCCACUCCGGGAUUGUUGCAAAGUUGGAUGAGCCACCAAGAAGUGAAGGAGUGUGGUCAAGGUCUACGCUACAGAGCUGUAGCCUGCGUUGAUCAAAAAGGACGCUUAGUCGAGCCUACGCUGUGUACAGACACCGGCUACAUGGUGGAGGUGUGCCACAUCCCGUGUCCCCUAGACUGUAAGCUCAGUGACUGGUCCGCGUGGUCAGCCUGCAGUUCAUCUUGUGGCGGCGGGCUCAAGGUCAGAUCCAAGUGGCUGAGGGAAAAGGCUUUUAACGGGGGUCGUCCAUGCCCCAAACUGGAUCUGAAGAACCAGGUAAAUGAAGCUCUGCCAUGCCACAGUGAAUGCAACAAAUACGAGUGGAGGAUCGAGCCCUGGUCCAUUUGCACCAUCAACACGGUGGGCGACUCGCCAUCCUGUGGGGAGGGAGUCCAAAGCCGCAAGAUCAGGUGUGUGAAGAAGGGAAAAAGUGGGGAGGUCAGCACUGUGGAGGACAGUCAGUGUGAUCAAGAGGAAAUGCCACCCAGAGCCCAGGUCUGCUUUUUGGCCUGCCACAACGACUGCGUCUUGUCACCCUGGGAAUCUUGGAGCAACUGCCUGCCGCAGCAAUGUGAACGAGGCUCAGAGAGAAACAGGAGCAGACAGAUCCUCCGCCUACCUGCCGUGGGAAGCGCAGCCUGUCCAGAAAUGAUGCAGUCAGAAAGUUGUUCUCUCAACACCACCUGCUUCACUUACCAGUAUCAAGUCUCAGAAUGGAGUACAUGUCGACUGAGUGAAAAUGCCAUCUGUGGUGGAGGUGCCAGGCAACGGCUUCUCAACUGCAUCCGCAGUGACGGUCAGAUUGCGGACUUGCAAAAGUGUGAGCAGCUUGGAAUGGUCAAGGACUGGAAGUUGGUGGAGAACUGUGUGGUCGACUGUCCGGUCAGCUGUGUCCUCUCUGAUUGGUCGCCAUGGGGAGAAUGCUCGCAUACCUGUGGCAACCAAGGGAAGUCUGUGCGUACUCGGCGAAUUUUGCAGGAUGCUCAUGAGGAAGGUCGGCCUUGUCCCAACCAGCUCAUCCAGACAAAGCCAUGUCCCAUAAACCCUUGCUACAUGUGGCUGCUCAGUGACUGGUCCCCCUGCACCAUAGAGGGUGCAGACUGUGGCGAGGGGCUUCGGAGAAGAAACCUAUCAUGUGUCAUUCACAAGGGUGACUGGACUGAGUCUCCUCCCGUGCCAGUGGCGGAGGAAUUUUGUGGCGAUAAACUGAAGAAGGAAAUCCAACAGGAUGUGGCGCAGCCUUGCUUCGUUCCCUGUCAAGGAGACUGCCAUUUGGCAGAGUGGUCAUCUUGGAGCUCUUGCCAAUUGACUUGUGUGGAAGGUCGGAGUUUUGAAAGCACAGGGCGUCAAUCCCGUUCCAGAGCGGUGAUCAUUCAAGUUCCUGAGAACCAGGACACCUGCCCACAGCAAGUCUUUCAAACGCAGCCAUGCAAAGGAGGCCAGUGCUACAGUUACCAGUGGAGAACAGGAGGAUGGAGCAAUAAUGAGAGAGCAGUGUGGUGUCAGCGCUCGGAUGGUGUCAUCGUCACAGGGGGGUGUUUCCCGCAGAAAAUGCCGAGCAUGAUUCGGCACUGCCAUCCGCCGUGCGCCAAGCCGUUCUCGCACUGCACGUCGAGUGGUGUGUGUCGCUGCGAGAAGGGUUACACCGAAGUGAUGACCACACACGGCUUCUUGGACUACUGUACUCGAACCCCUGGUGUAGACACCAAUUUGAAAGCUGACGUGAAAACCAACUCGGGAAGAUUAAAACCAUCUCGGGCUCGAGACCGUCUCACAGAGUGGACCUUACGACCUGUUGGCCCAGAUGGAAGAGUAAAGUUGUGGGUUUACGCCGUGACUGCCGUCGGAUUCAUCUUAGUACUCUUCAUUAUUGCAUUCUCAUUCCUGGUCUGCAAAUCGGGCAAAAUCGCAAAGACGACACCCCCGCCGCAGAAACCUUUGACGCUGGCCUAUGAUGGUGACAUAGAUAUGUAACCACGUUGGGAUUCUUCACACCGAUGUUCUCCUCUGCCUCUCGGACAGACUCUUGACGUAUACAGACGCCACAAGGUGGUAUGAAUGGAUCAAGGUACUCCGGUCGAGCCGCGCAAAGAGUAUUUGCUCUUAAACGACACACUUUCCCAUGCUAAAUUGCUCCUCGAAAGAAGAGCCAAGAAGCCAAACUCGCAACAUGGACGCGGCGAUGCAGGCUGAAAUCAUCAGAGCUUGCAAAAGCUGAAGCAUUUUUUUUAAAAAAAUGUUGUUUUAUUCUCAUCUAUGUGUGUGUGCUGAAAAUCACAUGGACCAAAUGGAGCUGUGGUUGUCUCUUAAUGGACAUAUCCAAAAUUCAUGACAUACAGAGGCUGAAAAAGGAACACUUUUCUCAUUCUUGUUGGAAAUUUGUAAAGGAAAUGUCACAACUUUAUUGUGUAAACAGCCUUUUUUCUGAGAAUAAACACAAAAAAAUGCUUUAUGCACUACAUUAGUGCUGAUACACAAUUCCUUUUCCUUUGAAAUGACUUUUAUAGUGUUUGAAAUGUUUAUGCAAGUCGUUGCUGUUGGAUUGUACUUUUGUUGACGAUGCCAUAUGUUGUGUCGAUGUGGAAACCAAAAGGAGGCUUGCCUUGAGUUUAACAACGCGAUGCACUCGUUUCUCUGUCCCAAAAUAUCAUUCGAUACUCAGAAACCAAGAAAUGUGAACAUUUCGACCAUUUCAGUGAGACGAUGCUGCUGAGUGACAUACGAACUCACGUCGUACAACAUACAAAACACACAUGAAUGUCAGAAAGAAAAAGAAGAUGCAUACACACAGUUUGGUCUGGAAUUAUACGGGCAAUGGCAUAAUGAUUAUGCCUUUAUACACCUUCGCCGUGGAUAGUCAAGUUGUGCUGAAAGAGAAGACUUUCAUUUGUAUUUUGAGAUUUUUCCAAACAUAUGGAGAAUGUUUAUUUCCCCAACCUCCAAAAAGUCGUUCUUUUGUUUUAGGGUCAUUAUUCAGUUGCACUAAGAAAAAGAAGAAUGUGAUUCCACAUCAAAGUUUUUAAAAUAAUUGUUAUGGAAAUAAUUUAUUGUACAUCUAGUGAUUAAAAAAAAAUAGAAUAAAUGAAAAAAAAUAAAUAAUUGUGAAAUGCUGAUUCAUAGGGUGGCUCUGUGGUCCAGUUGUUAGCGCGUCGACUUCACAGUGCAGAGGUCUUGGAUUCAGUUCCCGCUCCAGGCUCCCUGUGUGGAGUUUGCAUGUUCUCUCCGGGCCUGCGUGGGUUUUCUCCGUGUAGUCCGGUUUCCUCCCACGUUCCAAAAACAUGCACGGCAGGCUGAUUGAACGCUCUAAAUUGUCCCUAGGUGUGAGUAGGUCCCUAGAUGGCGGCCCCAACUUCGAUAUGCAGGAAACAACCGUGCCAGAGGAAAAACAACAAAUCAGAGACAAUAAGGCGUAACUGACGAGGUCUCGAUCAUUUCUCGUGCACUAGCGGGUGAACCCUCCAAGCCUCACCCCAUUAUAUGACUCAUGUACGAGUGUGAGGUAACACAAAAUGACAAAAGUGUUUUCUUGAAUUGCUAACUCCUCAAUCAAAUGGUAAAUCCAAUGAUUUUUUUUUAAAUUAAUCUGUUCUUCAACCUUGUCACAUCUUGAUUGCUUUACAUGAAACUCAUCGAGUUAGUGUGUAAAGGCAAACUCAUUAAUACUCUUGUCAUUGCCUAAUUAAAAUGGUGCAUUCACAUUUGAUCGAAUGCAAAUGAUUUCUUUUAUCGGAAGAAGGUAUCUUCUUUUGCCUCACACAG